AGACGGACGCGGAGGUCUGCAGACGAGCUGCGUUACCGCCGGUCCGCAAACCGGCUUUGGCUGGAUUAAACCGCUCGGUUCAGUCCUUCUUUAAAUGUGCCACGGUUUGUAAUCCAGGUCCGAGAAGUGAAAUCCAUCCCCAGGAUUUCGCCCCAACUGCGUGACUUCUCUAAUUCGCUCAAACGAGCAGCGCAAAUGUGCAGGCGGUUGUAAGAAAACCCCGGGGAGGACUUCCACUUUCUGGACCUGGAUUGCCCACCUUUAGGUAGCGCUCUACAUAAAAAAACUGCAGGAAAGAUGUUUUGAUGGCCCAAAUCGCCGUUAAAAGCACAGCAGGUUAACACAGUAGUAUAUUUUGAUGGUGUAAAUCGCCUUAUCAGAUAGAGGUGGGUGAUCUAGCGAUACUACAAGACGCAGUCACGAUACACGAUAUAUCGCGAUAUUUAUUAUUCAGAUCGAUUGGAACAGAGAAAAGAACCAGAAAUGCAGGGCUUAUGGAGGCAGUUCUGCACCUGAGGCUCCUGUGCAUGAAAACCCAGAGUGGGAGAAGGCCCGACAGGCCCUGGCCUCCAUCAGCAAAAGCCAGAACUCCACCAAGACGUCGCCAACCAACCGCACCACCUCACAGGCUGGGCAGUACCAGACAGCCGUCACUGACUCCUCUGCAAUGCAGCAGCAGCAGCAGCAGCAACAGUACUACCCAUGGUACCCACAGAACCAGCAACAGUACCCAGGAUACGCGUACCCUUACUACAACUACUACCCGAUGCCUCCGUAUGGAGGCGGGUAUCCCCCAGCUCAGUAUGGGGUUCCAGGAGCUUACCCACCACCGACAACCCCUACUGGACAGCCUCCGGCCAUGCCCAUGAUGGAGGAGCAGUCGUCCAGUUACUCCUCUGAACCCCAGCCACCGCCGCCCGCUGUACCCCAGCCCCCCCCACAGAGCCCCACCUCGUCUGACCAGCCCCCUCCCCCACCACCCCCACCCAUACCUCCCCCACCCAAUGCCCAGUACCCACCACCCCCUUCCCAAAACCCCUACAACCCAAACGGUGCCCUACCCUACAGUCCCACUGACUCCAACCCCAUGAGGGGCUAUAAUCAUGGGCAACCCAGGCCAAGUUACCAGGGUUACCAGCCUCCGGGUUACCCGCCUCCACCGCAGCAGGGUCCAGGGCAGGGCCCCUACGGAGGAGCCGGCAGAGGAGACGGCAAUAAGAAACCCAACAAUGCAAAUAUGAACAAAGGUGGCCAGCAGCUGUGGAACCGCAUGAAACAGGCUCCUGGAGCUGGUGGUGUGAAGUUUAACAUCCAGAAACGCCCAUACGUGAUGGCCAAUCAGAACUUUCCCCCUGGUGAACAGCCGCCCGGCUUGGCUACCUCCACGGCAGCCACCGCCGCGACCUCAGCAGCAACGACUUCCACAGCAGGAGCUGCUCAGGCGGGCCCUCAGGACUGGCCUCAGGCCAUGAAGGAAUAUGUGCAGCGUUGCUUUGCGGCCUGUGAGACAGAGGAGGACAAAGACCGCACAGAGAAGGUGUUGAAAGACAUUCUGCAGAGUCGACUGCAAGAUGGGUCGGCCUUCACUAUUGACUGGACGCGAGAACCACUGCCAGACGUGAAGCCCCGACAGUCCCGCUGGGAGGCCGUUCCUCAGCGCUCGCAGGAGAACGCCAGUGGUCGAGGUGGAGCCACCCGAGGCAGGGGCGGGGCCAGACUGGGUAACUACAGAAAUGUGUUUUCUCAGAGAAGCCCCUCCUCAAGCUCAUCGCGUUCCUCGUCACGAUCGCCUUCCCCUCACAGCCGUCACAGAGACAGGAGUAGACACCGCCGCAGCGACUCUGGCUCCCAGUCGGAUAGCAGCAUAUCUAGCGACCUCCGACCUAUCUCUCGUCGGCAGCAGCGGGGCGGACGAGGCCGAGGGGAAGAAAGAGAUCGAGGGAGAGGAGGAGAGAGAGGCAGAGGAAGAGGAGGAAAAGCAAACCGGGGGCGCAGGAACAUGGAUGACCCUGGUAGCGGCAUUGGUAAGAAACGAAAGGGAGGGAACGCAGGCUUGGAUUUCCACGACCCGAACCGCGAGGCGAAGAAGCAAAGCCGAGCUGCGCGUUUCCACACCAAACGCACUGAGCCUCUGGUGCUGAACAUCAACGCCUUCGACCUUCCAAAUGGCACCCAAGAGGGUCUCAGCUGGGAGGACUGCCCCAUUGUGGGAACCUGCCAGGACAUCACCAAAAACUACUUGCGCCUCACCUGCGCUCCAGACCCUUCCACAGUCAGACCCGUUCCUGUAUUGAAAAAGUCUCUGACUGCAGUGAAGGCUCACUGGAAGACUAAUCAGGAUUACCAGUAUGCCUGUGAGCAGAUGAAGUCAAUACGACAGGACCUCACUGUGCAAGGGGUGCGAACGGACUUCACAGUGGAGGUCUACGAGACUCAUGCACGUAUUGCACUGGAGAAGGGAGACCACGAGGAGUUCAACCAGUGCCAGACACAGCUGAAGGCACUUUAUAAGGACUGCCCGUCGAGCAACGUGGGAGAAUUCACUGCCUAUAGACUACUGUACUACAUCUUCACUAAAAACUCUGGAGACUUGACCACCGAGUUGGUGUACCUCACCCCCGAACUCCGCGAGGAUGAGUGCGUGUCUCAUGCUCUUGCGCUCCGUGCUGCCUGGGCACUUGGAAACUUCCACCGCUUCUUCCAGCUGUACAAAAGGGCGCCACGCAUGGCUGCUUACCUGAUUGACAAGUUUGUGGAGCGCGAGAGGAAGUUGGCACUGGGGGCCAUUUUCAAAACGUUCAGGCCCUCUGUGCCGGUGGAGUAUGUGCAGUCCAGCCUGGCCUUUCCUUGUUUAGAUACAUGUUUGGCCUUUCUGACAGGGCUUGGGGUUGCGUUUACCCCCUCAGACCCCAGCAAGAUAGACUGCAAAGCCAGCUCAGCUUGUCUGACCACUUCAUAGAAGGGACAGGGAAGGGGAGGACACUUAGAUUUUGAUAGGCGAGACAUAAGGGACCAUGUAUCUGCACAGCCAUCCAAACUCAGUUUAGAGGGAGAUGAUAUUGUACAGCAAUGACUAGAUUUAUAUUUAUAUUCUUAUAACUCUUAUAGAGCGUGACUUGCACACAGAAAUGGACUGUAAACACACAGUAACUUAGCUGCCAGUGCCACAGUAUGACUUUCGCUGAGUUACGCACACCUCAGAAUUUUUAAACAUUAGGAGAGAACUUACCCACACACAGUAGAAGCACCUUCAUGGGUUCAGUAGGUGUAGACCAUCUUCAGCUUUCAGCCAGGGUUUUAGGACAGGUUGAAGGGAGGUUUCUGGGUGUCCCGUUUCUUAGCCUUCAAAAAUCAUUUUGAAGCUAACGGUGUUCUGUGUUCUCAUGUUUUUUCUCCCCUCAAGCUAACAGCCUCUGAGAAGCUCAUGUGAAGAGAAAAGCCCACGAAACCCAAAGAUGUCAAGAAAAAAAAAAGCUUUCGUCAUCGUCCAAGCAUCCUGAUUGUCUAGCUAAGAAAAAGAUGCCUGCUGGGAGUUUCCUGCACCCAUCCAAAGUA
Pygocentrus nattereri (red-bellied piranha) is the source of this 3555-nucleotide messenger RNA. RefSeq names its product leukocyte receptor cluster (LRC) member 8 (gene leng8). NCBI's taxonomy places the organism in Eukaryota, Metazoa, Chordata, Actinopteri, Characiformes, Serrasalmidae. The record is from RefSeq and is a predicted model, not a curated record. Gene Ontology annotation, cellular component: nucleus. The transcript is spliced from 15 exons. The coding region runs from base 668 to 2959 and encodes 763 amino acids.